Molecule: messenger RNA, 2035 nt
Organism: Arabidopsis arenosa
Lineage: Eukaryota; Viridiplantae; Streptophyta; Magnoliopsida; Brassicales; Brassicaceae
Source: the annotation of a GenBank genome assembly
GUGAUGGGCUUAUUCUUUGCAACCCAAGGCCCAUCCACCAUUAAAGCUCUAAAACAAGUAUCAUCCCCUUCAAGGAGCUUUUUUUCUCUCUUCCGCCUUGAAUGAGUAAAGCGAGGGUUCUGCUAAAACCCUCUUUGUUCACCACUUGCUUAACCAGAGCCACGACCUUCUUCUCCUCUGUUUCUCAGUUACGCUCUAUCUCUCAUCAGAUGGAGAUCGAUCCUUCCGAUUCGGAGCGUUACUGUUAUGACCCGGUACUGCGAUGGAAUCCUCAAGUGGAAGACUACUUCACUAAAGCUUAUGGACCUGAUCACUUUGCUCGCAUUUCAAAGGCUCUCACGCGCCCAUCUUCCUACUCCUGCAUUAGGGUGAACACAGUUAAAACAACAAGUGAUGCUGUUAUCGAAAAGCUUACAAAAAUUUUAAACGAUUCGGAGGAGGGCUUGAAGCUUGUACAACCAGAUGGAAGUAGUCCCGUCGCCAAGUGUCAGAUACCUGGUUUGGAUUAUGUUGUUUUGGUCAAUGGUUCAGGCCCACAUAGAAUUGAAUAUGAAUCUGGUCUUGAAAACCCUCCCAAGGAAGUACUAGUGAGCAGGAAGUGUGCUGAAGCAGUUCUAAGAGGAGCCCAGGUCUAUGUUCCUGGUGUACUGGCUUGCACUGCCCAUGUUGAGAAAGGAGAUGCGGUUGCUGUCUGUGUUGCUAUGGAACAACCUGGUGAUGAAGGUGACUGGAGUGUUAAUAUGACUCGUGGGACCACUCUCCAGGAUCCUUACUAUCGUGAACGCAGUGGACUAUAUAUCGGCAUGGGAACAGCUAUGUUGUCAAGGGCUGGGAUGUUUCGUGUUCCUCAUGGAAUUGCGGUGGAUUUGAGCAAUAGAGUUUUCAGAUUGCCUUCUUUACAUAAUGUCCUUGAGGGGGAAAUCUUUCUUCAAAACCUGCCAAGUAUUAUUGUUGCUCAUGCUCUUGAUCCUCAGAAAGGGGAGAGAAUAUUAGAUAUGUGUGCAGCACCUGGAGGGAAGACUACUGCAAUUGCUAUACUUAUGAAUGAUGAGGGAGAGAUAGUGGCAGCAGAUAGAUCUCAUAACAAGGUGCUGAAUGUCCAAAAAUUGUCUGCUGAAAUGGGAUUAAGCUGCAUAACAACAUGUAAAUUGGAUGCACUAAAAUCUGUCUGUCUUCCAAACCCACCCAAUGAUUCCACAACAAUAGUUAACAGUGAUAAUAGUAGUUCCAUGACCAGCCAUUCUGAAUUAUCAUCAAGCGAAGAAAUGACAUCACUUGCUUCUAGAAAAUCCAAGGCUGACAAAUCAUGGGAGGAAAAUGCCAGCACUGAACAGCCAAAUGGAGGGGAUAAUGUUAGCCAAGCUGACAUCAGGAAGAAUAAAGGAAGGUUGAAAAAUGGUCGUGGAAGAACUCAAUGCCAAGGUGGAAGGGUUGGAAAGUCACAAGGUUUCCCGCCUAAUAGUUUCGAUAGGGUUCUUUUAGAUGCUCCUUGUUCUGCCCUUGGCUUGAGACCUCGUCUUUUCGCUGGACUGGAGACCGUCAUAUCUUUGAGAGACCAUGGACGGUACCAGCGGAAAAUGUUGGACCAGGCUGUUCAAUUGGUUCGCGUUGGUGGAAUUCUCGUAUACUCAACGUGCACGAUUAACCCUAGCGAGAAUGAGGCUGUGGUUCGCUAUGCUCUGGAUAAAUACAGAUUUCUUUCUUUAGCACCACAGCAUCCUAGGAUUGGAGGACCUGGUCUAGUUGGUCGAUGUGAAUUCCCCGACGGAUAUAUAGAGGAGUGGUUAAAACCCGGUGAAGAAGAAAUCGUUCAGAAAUUCGACCCAUCAUCUGAGCUUGAUACCAUCGGGUUCUUUAUAGCUAAGUUCUGCGUCGGCCCCAAGGAUUAGGAUCUCAAAAUGCUGAUUCCUUAUCCUAGACAUUCCCACACAAAAAUGGUGGUUUAUACAUUUGUCUUUGAAUUUUAGAUUGUAUUUUUUGAUUGAUCUCGUUUUUAAAUGAGAUGUAAAGACAUCCGUAUAACAUUGUUUUGAUA